Messenger RNA from Danaus chrysippus (African queen), 1611 nucleotides. Lineage: Eukaryota; Metazoa; Arthropoda; Insecta; Lepidoptera; Nymphalidae. The record is from the annotation of a GenBank genome assembly.
AUGUCUCACUUCGGUGACUUUAUGGACGGUGUACCCGUAAAGAUAUCUGAAAAAUAUAAACGGCCACCAAGAAUCGAGUUGCCUUAUAGUGUUCUCGAGUGUCCACUGCGAGCCCAGAGUGUCGUAGACAGCGUCCAGUAUUGCUCCACGUUCGAACGUAAUGUACUCUCUAAACUUAAAGAGCUUAAAAGUGCGAAAGAGACAAAGAAAAAUGAAAGGAAACACCGACUUCAGUUAUUGGAAGAAGCGAAACAGAAGAAAUUGGAUGCAAUCGCUGCUGCUGAGGCAGAAGAGAGACUGAAACAACUGAGUGUGUCGGAGGUAUCGUACCCGAGUACCGAAGAGAUCAGUGCUCUGUCUCCUGAUGAUAAAACUGAAAAAAACUGUGAUACUUACUCUACUCAAGACAAUAGCCCCGAAGCCGAUGUAGCUGUUAAUACAGAUAUAGAAUAUCCCGCCCCAUCUAUACAAGACUCUCAACACAUACUUCAGCCCAUACAAGUGCAGUCAAAUUACCCUAAUAAUAGUUUGUUAGACGACCCUGACCCCUUGCAAGAAUUUAAAAUGCAGACAAAGAUGUCUACAAUACCAUACAAUUACAAUCAUAACAUAAACACAUUAACAUACAAAGAUUUUGAGAAUGACACAUCCAGUCCCUUUGACAAUGUUGAAUUGAAGACAAUAAAUGAUAUGGAGCUGUUAGCCCAGGUGUUGCAGAGUCAGAGGGAGUCGACCACAAGCUGUGCGGCCCAGACAUACCCAGGACAAGCAUACAGCUACACAAACUGUGCUACACAAGCCCAAAUGGGUGUAGAAAGCCUACCAAAAUCUUAUAUUGAGCAACAAAUAGUAGGACCUAAUGUUAUUUACCCCCCACAACCUUAUCCAGUAUCAAAUGGAUACUAUGUGCAUCCCAAUCAUAUCUGUGAUAAUAUACCCGUAGACAACACAUACAUGCCAAAUUACCAAUAUUACAACCCAACACAGACAUAUGCCGGCCCCUAUUAUAGUCAAUUGCCAUCAGGUUCUGGUGAAAUUCAAGUACCAACGGAUCCCCAAUACAGUGCUCAACCAUACUAUUUGCCCUAUAACCAGGUUCAACAACCUUAUACCAAUACAGUAAAUACACCGGAAAUGACGGACACUAAAGAAAGUGUCUUAGCAAGUUCCCAGAAUACAGUAAAAUCUAGAUCGAGAAGUGUGCCGGAUAUUGUUAAAGAAUUGAAUGAAGAAUUAGCUUCAGAGAGACAGAGGGUCACCGACCGGUCAUACAAUGCGAGCCCAGCGCCUGUCAUUGUUCCGAGAUCUUUAUCUGGUAGUGAUAAGAAGGAGGAGAAACGGAAACGAAAAAUAGAAAAGUUGCCAAAUCCAUAUGAAAAACUUCCACCAUUAAUGCAAACUAUGUGUAAGAAGAUACAUGGCAUGGGGUUUCCAUUGGACAGGGUGGCUAGGGUGUGUAGUCUUAUAGGUGAAAAUGAUAAAAAGGUUAUAGAAUGUCUCCUCAUCCUCGGAGAGCUUAUGGACCUCGGCUUUUCCGAAGCCCGUGUGUUGGCUGCCCUCGCCAAACAUGAGUUCAACAGGGACAAGGCGCUCGAUGAACUAGUUUCUUAA